AAUAAAUAUAGUUAAAGUUCUUGAUUUAUAAAUGAGUGUAAUUUAUUAAAUUCAAUUUAUAUUUUCUAUUAUAUUGUAAAAUAUAAAUAUAUAAAUUAAAUUUAAUAGGAAAUACAAAUCUGAUGAAGCUUUUAAAUGCUUUAAUAUAUAAUUAAUACACAAUAAAAUAGUAAAUUAUAGUUGACGAAUUAAAAAUUACAAAUGGAUGUAAAAUCAGAAAGUCCUUUUGAUAUUAAUGGUGUGUGUUUUAAUGCUGAUAUGUAUGUUAAAAAAGUACUUAAGGAAUCUAAUUUAAGGCAAGUAAUGGAUCACGAAAAAGAAAUUCAUCAAGAUAUACAAUCACUACAUUCUGAUAUGAAAACACUAGUGUAUGAAAAUUAUAAUAAAUUUAUAUUGGCUACUGAUACAAUUGGAAAAAUGAAAAAUGACUUCAGAAAUUUAGAAGGGGAUAUGGAAAUUCUAUUAUCAAAAAUGGAUGAUAUUACCAAGUCUUCAGAUAUUAUUACAUCAUCUCUGCAUGCAAAUAGAGAAGAAAUAACAAAACUUUCUGACACUCAUAAAUUAUUAAAACGGUUUCAGUUUGUUUAUACUCUUCCUACUACUUUAAAUAAGUUAUUAGAAAAAACAGAUUAUACUCAAGUAGUGCAAGAGUAUUUACAUGCACGGCGAGUUUUAACACAAUAUAGUAAUCAAGAAUCUCUUAAAGGAAUUUUGAAAGAUUGCAAUGAUAUAGUAGAGAAAUUAAAAAUUAUUUUGUAUAGUCACUUAAGGGAUAAAGAUAUAUCUGGAAAAGAAUUAGCAAAAUCUGUUGAUUUAUUACUUCAACUCGAUGAACCUGUUCAAACUUUGUGUAAAGAAUUUUUGCUUCAUUUAAAAACUAGGCUCUAUGAAUAUCUAGAUGUCUUAGAAUUGCAAGUGGAAAAUUUAAACCAAGACAUGAUUGAGUUCAUUGAUUUGGGAAGUGACACAUUCCUUAGUCAAUUAUGUUUAGUUAUUGCAUCAUAUAACGAUAUGUUUUUAGAAAAAUUAACAACAAAUGAUAUUAAUGAAGAGACUGAUAGAACUGUUAAUCAGUUAAAUAUAUUUGUGGAUGAUAAUAUGACUCGUUAUUUAGAAAUUGUUCAACUUUACAUAGAUAAAAACACUAGUGACACAGCAAUUUUAGUGAGAGCAUUGGACAGAUUUUAUAGAAAAUUACAAGCUAUUGGAAAAUUAUUUUCAUAUAAAGAUUAUACAUUAAGUGCAAUUGAUGUCAUAAUUUUUGCUGCUAGACGACAAUGUAAACUACAUUUGGCAAUGCUAAAAGCAAAUUUUAAUGACAAAUUAGCAGCAGUUAGACAAUCAUUGGUUUCAUUACAAAAACCCAAUAUAGGGGUAUUUGCUUCAGAUUCUCUAGCUUCAUUAACUUCAGAUGUCAUAGAAAAAGUCAAGGGAAUUUUGCAAGAUUUAUCUGCCUUUCUGGAACCUGAUGUAUCAUUUUCAUCAAAAAGUGUAUUAAGAAAAACUAUCUGUAUAGACAAUGUCCGUGAAGGCCUCGUUGUCGGAUUUUUACAUUAUCUGUCUUCUACAGCUCUUUCAUUUAACAUUCAUACACCUUGUCCUCCACCUUUUAUUUUUAUACUACUUACAAAAAUGUGUCUUGAAUAUCAAUCAUCUGGUAUUCAUUAUUUGUUACAACUAGUAGAUGAAACCUAUGAAAUAAAUAAAUAUUCUGAUAGCAAAAGUAAGAAUACUUAUCCAUUAAGUACAGAAAUUGAGCUUGCUCAAGACAUGCUUUCUGUUGCACAAAAUCUAGUCAAUUAUUAUGUUCGUGUUGAAGGAUUAUCAAUCUCUCAAAUGUUAAAAAAAUCUAUUGAAACCAGAGAUUGGCUUCACAGUUUAGAACCAAGAACAGUACGCGCUGUAAUGAAACGUGUUGUUGAAGAAAUAACUGCUGUAGAUAGCCAAGUUGGAGAAUUAUUUGAAGAAGGUGCAAGAACUGAUAGAAGUAGUGAUUCCAGUCGUAGAACUCAAAUGUCUAGGCAUAUAAGAGCUUGGUCAUCUGGUGGUACUGCAACUAAUACUCAAACGUUUUCUGCUAUUAAUCGUCUCUUUUCUGAAAGAAUUGAUAUAUUUUCACCGGUUCAAUUUUCUAGAGUAUCAAUUACAACUGGAAUUAUUAAAAUAAGCCUUAAAACUCUCUUAGAAUGUGUUAGAUUAAAAACUUUCAAUAGAUAUGGUCUUCAACAAAUGCAAGUGGAUAUUCAUUAUUUACAAUUGUACUUGUGGAGAUUUGUAUCUGAUGAAAAUUUGGUACAUCUGUUAUUGGAUGAAAUAUUGAGCAGUUCAGUUCAUAGAUGCUUAAGCCCAGUGCUGAUGGAACCUAGUGUAGUAGAAAUUAUUUGUGAAAGAGGAUAAUUAAUUUUUAUGUUGAAAAUUGUUAUUAACAAAAUUUCUUAUAAAUAACGAAAUUAAUUCAGGUGUAACACUAUGUACAUUUAAAAAUUAUACUAUUAAUCAUAAAAAAUCAGUUAAUGUUAUAAAUAAAUUUUUAAAAGAUUAUAGUAUAUAUUACAGUAUACUAUU
Messenger RNA from Daktulosphaira vitifoliae (grape phylloxera), 2565 nucleotides. It is a transcript of the gene Vps51, whose product is annotated as vacuolar protein sorting-associated protein 51 homolog. Gene Ontology annotation, cellular component: membrane; EARP complex; GARP complex. Gene Ontology annotation, biological process: retrograde transport, endosome to Golgi; lysosomal transport; Golgi organization. The transcript has 15 exons. NCBI's taxonomy places the organism in Eukaryota, Metazoa, Arthropoda, Insecta, Hemiptera, Phylloxeridae. The coding region runs from base 202 to 2397 and encodes 731 amino acids. The record is from RefSeq and is a predicted model, not a curated record.